AACAAAACUAUGAUUUCAUUGUGCUUAUAUGCCAAACUUUUCAAUGCCUCUAAAAACACAAGGGGAAUUUUUGGGUGAUGCAACAUUAUGAAGCUUUGACAGAGCGGAUGGGCUGGUUCAAUCUGAUUUCACGUGAGUGAUAACACAGACUUGAUACCGCUCAAACCCAUAGUCUUCCACGGUCACCUUCUUCAGGCGUCCUUUGGUUUGGCAACUUUGAAGAUCUUCCGUGAGAUGAAUGGCUGGAAACUGAAACAUUUACCAUUGGUUGAGCCCACGGAAGUGAGGUCCAUGUGUGAAUUUUUACAGUUUCCUCUUCUCAGUGGUCUCCUUACUGACAGGAACAUUGGUCGCCAGACAGGCACACUUGUAACCAUGAUGCCGAAGCAUUACUUUCUAGGCUUCCUCAUCAGGUCCCUCCUGGCCAGUGGAACAGAAACUCAGGCAGUCCAUGGGUCUCUGAAGCCUCAGAAGGUCCAAUUUCAGUCCAGAAAUUUCCACAACGUUUUGUGCUGGCAGCCAGGGAGCUCCCUCACCGGCAAUGGCAGUGUCUACUUUGUGCAGUACAAAAUGUAUGGAGAGAGACAAUGGAAAAAUAAAACGGACUGCUGGGGAACCACAGCACUCUCCUGUGACCUGACCAAUGAAACCUUAGACCUGUAUGAGCCAUACUACGGGAGGGUGAAGACAGCCUGGGCUGGGAGGUACUCUGCCUGGAGCAGGACACCCCGCUUCACCCCGUGGUGGGAAACAAAGCUAGACCCUCCAGUCGUGACUGCAAUCCAAGGGAAUGCAUCUUUGCUGGUCCUUCUCCGUACCCCAGAGCUGCCAUACAGAAACCAACAUGGAAAAAAUACAUCUAUGGAAAGUUACUAUGACUUAGCAUACCGAGUUUUCAUAACUAACAAUUCACUGGUAAAGGAGCAAAAGGCCUAUGAAGGAACUCAGAGAACGGUUCGAAUUGAAGGUCUGAUACCCCAUUCCAGUUACUGCAUAGCAGCUGAAAUAUAUCAGCCCAUGUUAGACAGAAAAAGCCCAAGAAGUGAGCGGAGAUGUGUGAAGAUUCCAUGAGCCGGUCUGAGGCGCUCUGCAGGGCAGAAUCCAUCUGAGGAUGGGAUGGCUCCUGCCUGCAAUAGCUUGCUGAACGUCUUUUUCUAUUUUCUUAGAGCAAUGUCUACCAACACCUUUCAAGGGUUUCUCUGUCAACACUUCCUUUUCUGUUUCAGUUAUAAAGUAAAUUUGAACAGAUUCAAAAAUUAGAGUUUAAAGAAGAGGUAAAGAAUAAAGAGCUUGUGAUGGGGUGUGUCUUUAAUCCCAGCAUUGGAGAGGCAGAGGCAAGCAGAUCUCUGACUUUGGAACCAGCCUGGUCUACAUAGAGAGUUCCAGGCUAGCCAAGGCUACACAGUGAGACCCUGCCUCAAUAAAAUAAGAUAAGAUAGUAAGAUAAAGAUCUUCUAUAAAACACAGAAGUUUAUUUCUCAAUAUAGCAACCCUAACAAUAAUCUUUUUUCUGUUAAAAUUGCAAAAUAAGAAUAAAGGAAUAAGAGGCAUUUAAUAAAAUGUUGCAAUAAUUUUUAAAGCAUUAUAAACAGGCAAUCUUGCAUCAAUAUUUUUCUGCUUUGCCUUAGAUACAUUGAUUUAAUAUUUCAUAUGAAUGAAUAUAUUUCUGUACAUCUCUAUUUUACAUGAAUAUAUUUUCAUAAUUUUAUUUCUUAUGAGAUAUUUCUACUUAGUGACCAACACUUUAAAAAUAACCUCUCAUGGCCUCUGAAUUAAUCUCUAGAUUAAGAUUUUCAACAAUAGCGUGUAAAUAUUGAAGGAAGUCUCCGUAAUACAAUUUCUCCUCACUUAACACAUAAUGUUAGUAAGACUACCCUUUCUGGCUUUGUUUCUCAUAUUGCCUUAGAAUUUCCCCAUGGUGUCAAAGUGAAGCAUAUAUUUAUCAGCAGCAAAGACAGAAGAAACAUAUAGGCCACACUGAUAACUCAGCCAUUCAGGCAAAGGGGUAGCUUUCCGUUAGAAUGAUAGUUGUAUUGAGGACAGUUGGAAUCCAUGUAGAAAACGUGGCUGGAAGCUGAAGGCAGACAGUGGAUGCCUAAAUUGUUUAUGAGAUUAUAAAGGAAAUCAAAACCCUGCGAACUCCACUGCCUCUCCUGAGCAAAGCUCAGGUGGCCUAAGGCUCAGAAAGUGGCUAAAUCUUUCUGUAGCUCAUUGAACUUAAGUUAUCUGCUAGCGAGGAGACGUGUGUGAGAGAACAUUGUGAUCUUCAUGAGAGAUGCUCCAAAAUAUAACUUCUAAAAAUACAACCAGUGAUAAAUGGCCACAGAUUGUUCAAAAUGUGAGAGACGUAUGUAAAGCAAUAUCUGGAGCAUUGGCUUUGCUGUGGUGUAUGUUCAGAAAACAUUGAUUUUUUUUACUCCUAUUUUGAAUUAUUCAAUUUUUAUUUCUUUGUGUGGCUUAGUACCUUUUUUAUGCUUUUGUACUUCGGGAAGGGGAUAGCUUGAGAAGGAGGACCCCAUCAUUGGCACACUUGAUGACACAUCAGGAGCAUGUGUCACAAUGGCAGCAGUGAGGUUGUGAACUCAGUCAUCUGAAGCCUCAUGACACAGAGACCAAUUGUUAGCACAUGAAUGUUGACAGACAACGGAGUUUUGCUUUGAUUUGGUUUUGCUUUGGGUUUGCCUUCAUGCCUGAGCACAGCCGUGCUUACAUAAGUAUGGAAUGCUUUGAGAAACAUUGCAAUGUUCACAUUCUUGAUUAUGUUAAGAACACAUUGUCAUGUUAUUUCAAUAAAGCUCACUUCUUACUUUA
Molecule: messenger RNA, 2811 nt
Organism: Peromyscus leucopus (white-footed mouse)
Lineage: Eukaryota; Metazoa; Chordata; Mammalia; Rodentia; Cricetidae
Product: interleukin-22 receptor subunit alpha-2-like
Exons: 6
Coding region: 235-1071 (278 amino acids)
Molecular function (GO): interleukin-22 receptor activity; protein binding
Source: RefSeq, a predicted model, not a curated record